Messenger RNA from Impatiens glandulifera, 1014 nucleotides. RefSeq names its product aspartic proteinase CDR1-like. Bases 1 to 1014 code for a protein of 337 amino acids. Lineage: Eukaryota; Viridiplantae; Streptophyta; Magnoliopsida; Ericales; Balsaminaceae. Gene Ontology annotation, molecular function: aspartic-type endopeptidase activity. The transcript is spliced from 2 exons. The record is from RefSeq and is a predicted model, not a curated record. Gene Ontology annotation, biological process: proteolysis.
AUGGGCCGUGACAUUAUGGAAAGAACCAUUAGUCGUUCUAGUUCUCGCUUGUCUCAUUUGAAAUCCAUCAUGAAACUCCACGACAACCAUUCGGCGGAAACUACUAGCAUGGAAACGACAAUGGUGGCUUCUCCUGGUUUAUCGUACCUCAUGGAGGUUUACGUCGGCACACCGCCAGUCAAACAAAUGAUGUACGCGGACAUGGGGUCCAGCGUGUCAUGGAUUCAGUGCCUUCCAUGUGAGAAUUGUUUCCAUCAAGCUCUACCCAUAUUUAAUCCUUAUGCGUCAGCAUCAUCUCAAAUAUUGCUAGAUUCUGAGCAUGAGUGUAUGUUAUUAGAAGACAAACGUGAUUUAACUAAAUCAAAUGGAGUAUGUAACUAUGCUUUCGGUGGCAAUUCAUAUACCCGUGGGUGCACCGGUAUAAUUGGGCUUGGAGAUAGUCCUCUCUCAUUCAUUGGUCAGACUGAUGCUUUUCUUCAUGGAAGGUUUACAUACUGCCUAGUAUCUGAUCAAUUCGGUUCAAACCCAGAUGCAAGGACUAGUAAGAUUAGCUUUGGACAUAGUCCGGAAGGGACUAUUUCCACCUGGUUGUGGAAGAUGCAAAACAAACCAAACUAUUAUAUCAUAUUGAAAUCAAUCAUCAUUGGAGAUACAGUAAUUCCAAUGGGAGGACUAUCCGCUAACUUCAUGUUGGACACAGGCUCUACUCUAAGCUAUUUGCCCACCAAAGCGUAUCAAAUAUUGGUGUAUGCAUUAAGAAACAUGAUUGGUAAAAAACCAUUAAAUGUUCGUAAUGAACUUUGCUAUAAACUUAACACCAGUAUCCCUAUAGUUUUGUCAAAGAAGAACACUUUUAUUAAAUACGAAAAUAUGGUGUGUCUGGCAAUAAACCCAGAUAAUGCUUUAUCCAUAUUGGGGAACCGAGCACAAAUAGACUUCUCAAUUGGAAUUGAUAUUCACCGUCGGAUGGUCUCUUUUGAUCCAACUGAUUGUUCAACCCAUGUAAUGCCAUAG